UGUCCCUACAAAGAGGGAAUAGGAGAGACGCAGGCAAUGAACGAGAGUAGACGGUGAGAGAGAGAGAGAGAGAGAGAGAGAGAGAGAGAGAGAGAGAGAGAGAGAGAGAGAGAGAGAGAGAGAGAGAGAGAGAGAAACACAGAGAGAGAAACAGAGACAGAGAGAGACUGAAAGAAAGUCUGCAUGCAGCCAGCCUGGGACAGCUUGGUACUAUAGAAAGACAGACGUUGGACUCUAGCACUAAUUUCCUCUCUGCUCCACUGCAAGCCCAACUCCUUCAGCUCACCACUGCAUCAGGAGAGCCAGCCCAUGCUCUACCUGUGGAGAGGGAGCCGGCUUCUUUUUUUCAGACACUCAGCAUCUAGGUCCUGAGGCAAGGGGAACUGAAGCAGAGUCCUGCAGAAUUGCUGGAGGAGGAAACAUUGCAGUAACAACUUAGAGUGUCUGUGUGAUUAUGGAUGACUCCAGCCGUCAUUCUUCGUAGAGCGUCUUCCUCCACCAUGGUACAGCAAAGGGGACACAAAUACCCAGCAGUUAUGGACAGUGAUACGAGCCAAGAGGUUUUCUUGGGACUGGGCGCAGAUGAUGGGGAGGAGGUUUUUGGACCGUCACCCUCCAACAAAGACCCCAACUGGUGCAAGACUCCCACGGGUCACAUCAAGAGGCCCAUGAAUGCAUUCAUGGUCUGGUCGCAGAUCGAGAGACGGAAGAUCAUGGAGCAGUGGCCAGACAUGCACAAUGCAGAAAUCUCCAAACGCCUAGGCAAGCGCUGGAAACUCCUCCCCGACUACGAGAAGAUCCCCUUCAUAAAGGAAGCGGAGCGGCUCCGGCUAAAGCACAUGGCCGACUACCCCGACUACAAGUACCGGCCCCGGAAGAAGAGCAAGAGCUCCAUGCCCGUGCGGGUCGGGGACAAGGUCCCCUUGAAGACAGGCAAGUCCCACCUGGGUGGUCGCGCAUCCGCUUCCGGCACCUCCACCGCCACCAGCAGAGGGCUCAAGGUCCGAACGCCUUCCUCCAAACACAGAGCCAGCUUCCACAGCAAUAAGUUCAAAGGUUACGACGAGGGCAUCAGCGAUGAUGACACAGUGGAUGUAGAGCUGGCCAGUCCGGUGGCGAGCCAGCCAGGAGGGCAGAGGCCAGCCUUGGGUGUCUUCCACCACCAGCAGGCUGCCAUGACCCCCGGCGAACAGCAGCCUCAGCUUGCAGCCCAGCUCAGAGUCAAAGUGUCUACCACCACCUCCCACCAGCCCACCUCCACGCUCCCUGUGGGCCUCUCCUCUGGGUCUCCUGUACCCCACAGCCUCCCAGAGUCAUCCCCCAGGGUGUCCUCUUCCUCAGAGCCUCGGGCGCCCCUCUCCUCCACCGGCCGCUCCUCCACCCCCACCUCCACCAGCUCCUCCUCUUUCGUGUCCUCGGCCUCCUCCGACGAGGAGCUGGACGAGGAGAUCUUGCAUAUUAUCUCCAACGGCAACUUCGACAGCAUGCCUAUGGACUGCUCCACUCUGGACAAAGACUUUGACGCUGCAUUUCACACCAACUCAGGAUCCCACUUCGAUUUCCCAGAUUACUGCACCCCGGAAGUGAAUGAGAUGAUAUCCGGGGACUUGCUGGUGCCCAGUAUCUCUGACCUGGUGUUCACCUACUGAGGCCCAACAUGCCUCCACAGGAUUCUGGCUUACUUGCAGAAGAUAUACUGACCUUCAUUCAUAAAAUCCUGUGGUUUUUUGGUUAUAUUAUAAAUUGGACACUUUAUUUUGUGUUUUCUCAAUCAGGUCCGUAAGUGCUAUUGCUUUUCUUUUCCCAGUAUGCCACAUCCUGAUGGUCUGGUGUACAAACAGUGAAACGUUGCUCACGUCAAGCCUUUUAUCAGAGUUAAAAUAUUCAGGCACAGAACAGGAGACCAUGUACAAACAGCAGAGCAGACACUGAACAGAUAUGUUCUUAGUAGAGAGAUAAUAGUGCUUUUAACAGUAAAUCUAUUCAGUAUUUUUUUUUCUCAGUAUUAACAGGAGCAUGUACAGUAGCAUUGCCAUGUCUUGCAAAUGCAUUUGUUGUAUAUGAAGCAGCAUAACAACCAUGUUCUGACAUAAUCAACCAAACUCAAGGCAGCAACUGCAGAUUCAAAUAAAAAAAUGCAUGUUAUCAACAAAUCAUCUGUAAAUAUCAAAGGGUAAAAAGGGAGAUCAUGUGAGGAAUAGUCCUUAUGUUGCAGCUAAUAGUCCUUAUGUUGCAGCUAAUAGUCCUUAUGUUUCAGCUAAUAGGAAUCUGCAGCACUUGUCAUCAGGCUUUUACAGUAGCAUCAGUUAAAGCAUAGGCUCUCGCCAGGAGAGAAAUCCGCUGCAGACAAGUGCCAAGGAGCCAUAAUUUAUUUCAUACUCUGUAAUUAGGUAACAGCACUUUCAUCGCCUCGCUAAUAGUGUAGACUCCAAGACAUGGAGUUUAUAUAAACACAAGCCUUGUGUGUGUGCCUGAUUCAUUCCAUAAAGUUGAGUCUGACUGUAGCGGUGGUUAGUGGUUAGAGAGUGGGGCUAAGUAGUGGAGGGGAAGAGGAAGGGAGGUUGGAGGAGUGAAAGAGGGGCUGGGGGGGUCGAUGAUGGGGGUGAGGAGAGGCUUGUCUUUCAGGGAUCUGUGCAUCUGUCCUUGCAGGCAGCAGCCUUUGUGCCGGGGUUCAGAGUGUGAGUGUGUGUGUGUGUGUGCAUGUGUAAGUGCGUGCAUGUGUGUGUGAGUGUGUGUUUGAGCUCUACUGAGCAAGCGUCUGCCAGCCGGGGGAGUGUAGGGGGGCUAGUGUAUUCAGGGGGAGAUGAGGACCAUGGCCAUCUACACACCCACCAGCACGGUAAAAUUAAUGUCAUGUCUGCAGUCUGGCUGCAGCUGCCUGAUCAGGGCCGAUUCAGCGGUGAAUGGAGGCGAAAUCUGUGUCUGCCAGCUGUCCCUCCAUUGACUCUCUCAGGGAUAGUUUUUUCUAGAGGUCCUACUGCCUCCCGUGGCUCAUUCAUCUGCCCUGAUCUGGGGAUGAGAUGCACACCACCUCUCCUCUCCUCCUAUCAUCCCUUAUCUUCUCUCUCUCAAACAACCGUGAGGGGACGAGGUGACAGAGUGAGAGAGUGAGCCAGAACCCCCUCCCCCUCUCUCCACCCCAACAUGUGAACUUUCUUAUUUUCAUCCCUCUCUCCUCAUUCAUGACAUGGCCUGGCUUUGGCACCGUGGCGAAAAGGACCAGUGUUAUUUAUUUACUCUCCACCAGCAGCUGCCGAAAAGCCAGCCAGAAAGCAGAACCAAAACCCUUCCUUCAGUUCAUAUCUUAUAUAAACUGAUGCUAAUCCCUCGUCAGACCGACCUUGUUGGAGCCAGCCAGCAUCCUCUAACAGAGGCUGCCCCAUGCGGUGCAGUGUGUAUCUGGAGCAGGCCAUGGAGAGGCAGGGGACAGGUGAUACAUGAUGGGACCAUGGGAGAUACGCUGGGAGUUUUCAGACCAAAAUGCACCGUUUGGGGUAGCAUCAUAAUGACUGUGUGGUACAGGGACCAUGACGAGAACCGUACUGGAUUUUUGUUGUGUUCCUCCUCAGUCCCUCCCCCCAGGAAACACCUGAAGGAACCAAUGCUUGUCUAUGUGCGGCAGUGUUUUAGUUCCUUGUGAUGAUGUCUAGAGAGAACUGCACCAUAACCUUUACAGUACAAUGUCUUCAUUAGCAAAAAAAUAUAUAAAUUAAUAAAUCAGGUAACUUGCUUCUGAACUGGAAGGUGGCUUCCCUCGUAGAUGUCAAUGGUAGGAGAAGAUAGAUGAAGAGAGAUGGUUCUACUACAACCAGAGGCCUUUAAGA
Molecule: messenger RNA, 3824 nt
Organism: Coregonus clupeaformis (lake whitefish)
Lineage: Eukaryota; Metazoa; Chordata; Actinopteri; Salmoniformes; Salmonidae
Gene: sox12
Product: SRY-box transcription factor 12
Exons: 2
Coding region: 459-1649 (396 amino acids)
Biological process (GO): cell differentiation; anatomical structure morphogenesis; regulation of DNA-templated transcription
Molecular function (GO): DNA-binding transcription factor activity, RNA polymerase II-specific; RNA polymerase II cis-regulatory region sequence-specific DNA binding
Source: RefSeq, a predicted model, not a curated record